This is a messenger RNA of Pantherophis guttatus, 1438 nucleotides long. RefSeq names its product coiled-coil domain containing 172 (gene CCDC172). Gene Ontology annotation, cellular component: cytoplasm. NCBI's taxonomy places the organism in Eukaryota, Metazoa, Chordata, Lepidosauria, Squamata, Colubridae. The record is from RefSeq and is a predicted model, not a curated record.
UACCUUGUAGCUCCACAGCUAAAAACACAGCAGAUCAAUUACUCUUUUCGUCUCCUCAUACUCAGAAAUCUCAAAAUGAACCUAGACUCCCUGUUCCAGCAAAUCUUCCUCGUGGAACAGAAAGCUGAAGAAAAGAGGUGUCUGAUGCAUCAAGUUAAACAGGAUAUAAGCAAAAAUCAUGAAAAAGCUAAUCAAAUUACACAGCAACUUGGUGAACAAAAACAAAAAUUGGAAAUUGAAGCUCAGUUGCUAUCUGAAAAGCUCUUUAAUUUGGAACUUUUCAAGAAACGAAAAGAGAGUUUAGAAAAACAGAAAGCUGAUCUUCUAAAUCAGAAGAAUACUAAUCUUGAAGCAUAUAAAAAUCUAAAGACAAAAAUUGCUGAAGAAGAUGAAACAUUUUUGAAGGAAAUUAAAAAUUUCAACAAUGAAUAUGGGUUAAUAUUAAAUCGGGAACUUGUAAUUAAAAAAAGAGCUCAGACUGAAAUAGGUGAACUAGAUGAGAAGGAAAGUCUUCUGAGAAAAGAAAUAGAAUCAAUGGAGCAUGAAACAAUUCAAUUAAAAAUAUUUCAUCUACAGAAGAAUGAAUUAAAGCAAGAUUUAUCUACUCUUCAGAGGAAACUCACAGGAAUUGUUACAAAAAAAGUCUUCAGCCAAAUAAAUAACAUAUUGUGGACUGAUUCAAAUGUCAGAGGAACAGAAUAUUGUAGCAUUUGGAAAAAUGCUACUUUUAUCAUCCUUAUUGGUUAAAUUUAUCAUCCUCUGUUUUUCCUGCUAGCAGAGCAAGGAGUCUAUUUUUUCACAACACAUGUUGUAUCUUUGCUUCUGGAUAUUUAUUACCAUGAAUGUCUAACAACUGUAAACAAAUCAUUUUCCUUUCACACAGUGGGAUUUUUCCUUGGCAAUGUUCCCAUUCCCAUAUUCAACAGUAAAAACCUAUCUGUGGCAGAGCACUAACAGUUUCACAUACAACAUAAACAUUAUCCUUAUAGAAUGCAGUUGUUUUUUUAAAAAAAAUUGGAAACGAUAAAUGAAGCUAAUGCUUCUGGGAUAGUACAACCUGUUCUUUUUAAUAAGAAUCUGCUGACAUUUACAUGUUUUCUUUCUUUAGGGUUAAAUAACUUGUUUACAUAAAACUCUGAUUUUCAUAACAUCUCCAAUGGUCAUUUUAUUCCAGUGUUUAUAUUUCAGUAUUUAUGUUGCCAUGUUACUUUAUCAUUUUUAUUAUGAAAUAAAUUGUUACAUAAAUAGCCAUUAUUUAUACUAAUAUGUAUUUCAAUUGGUGUUUCAGUUCAUUUCACCAGCUUGAAAUUUCCAUCCUUUUAUAAACUAUUUAGUGUUGAAGUUGUCACAUGUUAAUUGUAUAUUUUUAAUGUAAUGUAAAAUUGAUCAAUUUGGUAACAUACAAAUAAUUGUAAUAAUUAAUAAACAAAUAAAUAUG